Acaulospora morrowiae is the source of this 1248-nucleotide messenger RNA. The record is from the annotation of a GenBank genome assembly. Lineage: Eukaryota; Fungi; Glomeromycota; Glomeromycetes; Diversisporales; Acaulosporaceae.
AUGGUCUCAAUCUCAACGGGUCCAAGUAUUCACUGCAACAACUCGGACACCACGACGACAACCACCACGAUGCCCAGCCAACUGCUUUCACAGAACAGCAUCGAUGAUAUUAAUGUUUCCAUGGAUUCAAUGUCUAACGUUAAAUUACACCAACACAGAACUUUUCGACGACAGUUAAUUCAUACUUCGCACGAUCAAAGACAGCAGCAGCAGCGCCAUCACAUUCAUUCUGAAUGUGUCAACGGAACUAUGAUGAUGCAACCUUCCGUCACCAACCAUCGCCACCUCGUUUCCUCAUUGCCACGAAGAAAGUCCUCCGUAUUGGAUAUCUCUAGUCUACUCUGUGAAUUGCCAGAGUCCUCGCAGGAAGACGGCUCAUACAGCAGUUUGGAUGAUGUGUCCACCACCGCGAGUCAACCGGGUGACACCGAAUCGUUGGGUUCGCCGAGCUCAUUUCAUAGGGGUAGAGAAGACUCUUCGACGCCCGCGACCUCUCCUCCGCUCUCUCCGAACAACGGUAACCGUGGUAGCAACAGCGAAAAUAUCAAUAACAACAGCAGCAGAAAUAGUAUCAACAUACCCGCCGCCACCUCUGCCCGUCUGGCCAUCAAUCAUGACUUGGAGAGACAGAACGCUAGUGAAUCAUCUUGGAAAAAAGUUCGUCAAAAUCAUGAUCAUUCCUCUGUCAGGCCAGUAAUAUUACCCCCGAUCAGGAGUUUCACUUCCCUGCCGGACUUGAGAUCCGAGUUGUCCAAUAAUGACCACGGGAAUCUGGAUUCUCGAAAGUCUUCGCUUGAACAGUUCGCCGCAAUUUCCGAGGUUUACCGCUCCAGCUCCCCAAGCGUCUCUCACGCGGAGAUCACUUCGCGUCUUCAACAACAGUCGACCUCGCCGCCUCAUCCCCAUCCACAUGAAUCUUCGAGUGUCACGCAUCCCCCGGGUUCUCCGUUGACCUCGGUUCAAUUUCAACAUCAACAUCCCUUGGUACGUAGAUCCUCAUUCGACGUGACCCAGACACGCUACACUCCGUACACGCCCUCGACCCUAAAUCCCUACCCCCAGCGUGUGCUGCCCCUCGAUCAAAGGCGUCAUUCGGAUCUGUCGGGAUUCGGUGCUCCCUGUAAUUCCGGUCAGGCAAUCUCUGAUCACGCGUAUAAUGCUGGGAAUGGUUCUUCCCUCGAUCAUAUUCGCCCUUCUACCACGGCUAUCCCAGUCCGAAUUCCGUUUCCCACUCUCCGAGCGGCAUGA